AACGUAGUGUUUUAAAUUUAAUUUAAAAGAACGACGAUAUAUUCAAAUCAAAAUAACACAUGGAAGGAAAACACUACUUAUGACGUUAUCAUUAUAAUUAAGAGAUAAAAUAUGGGGUUUGUUCCAACACACAUUAUUUUACUUACAAAUCUCUGUGGGCGGAAGUAUUACAGAGAAACGACAGAAUGGCUCUGAUUGUGGCAAGUAUAGAUUUCGGCACCACCUUUUCGGGAUGGGCGUAUUCCUUCGUGCAUGAUCACGACAAUAACCCUGCUGAUGUUAAGUCCAGAAACUGGAAUUCAGGAACUUUUAUAACAAGCAAAGCGCCAACAUGCGUACUGAUUAAAUCAGAUGGAACAACACUCGAAGCCUUCGGCUACGACGCAGAAAGUAAAUAUGCAGAGCUCGCUGCAGAAGAAAAUCACACUGAUGUUUACUUCUUUCAGACAUUUAAGAUGAAGUUGUUCGAUAAUGAGGGAACCAUAGGAAAUUCUACGCUCUUAGAGGAUGAAACUGGAAAGAAACUGAAGGCAUUGACCGUAUUCUCGUUAACAAUAAAAUACCUUGUUGACGAUGUGAUGGACUCUCUCAAUAAGCAAAUAACAAAUGGCGUUAACAAAAAUGACAUCAACUGGGUUCUGACGGUACCAGCUAUUUGGGACGAACAUGCAAAACAGUUUAUGAGGACAGCAGCCAGAGAAGCUGGAAUAGAAAUGGGUCAUCUCAGCCUUGCACUUGAGCCCGAAGCUGCUUCCAUCUACUGCAGGCACAUUAAAAUGUCAAGAGAAGAGAACUCCACUGGUGCGGAUAUUUCAACAUUCCAGCCUGGCACGCGGUACCUGAUUUGUGAUGCUGGAGGUGGAACUGUUGACAUAACAGUUCACGAAGUGACAUCAGAUAUGAAACUAAAAGAGAUAGAGAAAGCCAGCGGUGGUGCAUGGGGAGGUACAAAGGUCAACGACGCCUUUAAACAGUUCAUCGAUACAUUGGCAGGCGGUGCUGUUAUGCAGGUCUUGAAAGAAAAUCACAUGGACGAUUUUAUAGAAUUAAUGAGGUCAUUCGAACUCAAGAAGAGAGAGUGCAAGCCGUCAGCAUCAGGAAGCGUAGUUUUGAGAUUCCCUACAACGUUGCAGGAAGUUGUCCGUAAUGUAACAAAGAAAAGCUUCACAGAACAAAUUGCCCGGUCGCCAUUUCAGGGUGAAGUAAAGCUUAUCAAAGAUAAGCUCAAAUGUGAUAUUACGGUUGUAUCCUCGCUAUUUGAUGGACCUGUUAGAAGCAUUGUUGAUCACUUAUCAACACUAGUGUCAAAGUUCCGAGACAAUCCUAUCAAUCAGAUCGUCCUGGUCGGUGGCUUCUCUGAAUCGCCUUUGCUGCAGGAGGCAGUGAGGAGUGCCUUUCCAGGAAAGCACGUGAAAAUUCCACAUGACGCAGGACUGGCUGUUAUGAAAGGUGCCGUGAUAUUUGGGCACAACAAACGUCAAAUUGUGUCAAGAAUUGCAAGGUUUACGUAUGGCAUAAGGUGUGCAUACAACUCGUCUGUUCACGGCACGGCCACGCUUAAUAACAAGGAUAUGGAGAAAUGCUUUUACAAACUUAUUACCAAUGGGCAGUCUGUAUCGGAAAACGAAUCGGCUGGAAGCGGGUACUUUUCGCCUAUGACAGGUGACUCGUGUUACGUUGUUGACGUAUAUGCUACAAAAGAGAUAAAUCCUGUUGUUGUUGCUGGUCAAGGAUGCUUUUUAAUUGGCUCAUUUACUGUGAACUGCAAAGACAAAAACGGAAAGAUUUCUGAAACAUUUCUUAACAUGUACUUUGGUGGAACAGAAAUUGUUGUUAAAGCUACACUGGAAACAACCGGUGAAGAAAUAGCAGCAACAUUUGAUCUUCCAGACUGAUGCACUUGUAACAAAAAAUCACAUUCCUACGACAUUUGACUAUUUUGUUACUGAACAAUAACGAAAUAUUAUGAAAUCGCUUUUUGUAAAAGCAUUGAGAGAACGCUUUUAUUACAUCUGUAUCACUAUGGAUUAUUUGUUUAUUAUACCCAUUAUCCAGAGUAGAAUUUUAAAUUUUAAUUGACUGUUCUGCAUUGUGUAUAUAAACACUGUACAUUUGAUUAAGAAUCAUAACUAAAUCCCAAUGCUUUGAUUAUCAGUGUACGCUGAGAGAAAUGCAUAUCCAUAAAAUUAAUGUGUGGUGAACACUUCUGUCAAUGUUGAAACUGUUUAUACAUCGAUUGAAUGUUGUGUGACUUUCCUAUAUUAGGGUUCGUGUUUAGGUUAAUUAUUUUAAAGACGUUAACGUGGUUUGUUUUUACGGAUGCAUGCCGCAUAAUAUGGUUUCGCGUCUAGUUGAUGUUCCUUAUACAUGUUAAUGCGUAUUGUUUCUACAAGAUAUUCUUUAAUAAAAGUGUAUUCUUCAUGUUGCAUCAUUUCAAUAAACUCAGAGUGGCGUGUAAAUGGAAAAUAUUGAUGACAAUGGUAUUUACGAGUUUUUGUUAAUCAUUGAUUUCACAUGUUGUUGUUCAAUUUUAACGGUUGUCUAAACAAUUGUCCAUCGCUUGAUUUACAUUCGCAUACCACGAUGAUGUAUAUUAUUUUUUUAUUUUAUUUUUUUGCAUAUUCGCGCAAGUUGGCUCUGUAUGUGGCCCUAACAUAAUGAGUAAAAACAACUACAAAGUGUGUUAUUUUGAUGUUUCUCUUCGUGUAGUUAUUAGCUUGGUCAUUAUCUAAAGAUGAAAAUAUUUUAAAUUUAAAUCAAGUUGCCCAAGAUUUAAGUGUUUUCAUCAAAUACAAUUUCUGAUAAAUUAGGUUAGAAUCUUAUAAACAUAACAUUCAAUUGCAUGUAUUGUUACUCUAAGAAUGAUUGAUAAACACGUGCUUGAUUAUUUUAUAAUUGCAUUGUAAGGAAUUGUGUGUUGUGUACACAGGGUGCAGGAUCACGUGACUUUUUGGGGUUCCAUCUUCUCCGAUUUCAGACGUAUACGAGGAUUUAUUCUUAUACCUUAAGAUAUCGGCACAAACUGCAAUAAAAACUGUAUAUGCACUAUAGAUGUUUGCAAAUGUAUUUCAAUUAUUAAACUUGAGAUAUUUGGAAAAAUAAAGUUCUUAACGGUGUCAUUACAUUCUGUCCAGCCCGUGUGUAAACCCCUGAAAACCCCGUAGAUUCUUCAACCUGUACAAUGAAUGAUUCAUAUACAUCAGUUGUUUUAAGUGCUUUUAUAAAAUGUUCAAUAUUUGUUUGUCUAAAUAAACUUUGAAUAGUGAAGGGUGUGUAUGCAACUGUUACGUCACGUGUUAAAUCGUGUUCAUCUUAUUCAGAUUAUUUUAGUUAUGUGGUUGGUCUGAGACAAGGGGAUGUAAUGUCGCCGAUUUUGUUUACUUUAUUUGUUGAAGACCAUGAACUUUACCUGCAAGAUAACAUUAACUCGAGUUUGAAUAGAGAUUGUACGGACAUACAAUGGUAACGUCAUUGUAGUAAUUGGUAACUUUAACUGUUUAGGAACAGUGUCUAAUUACACAGGAACAUUUUAAUAAAACCAGGAACAUUUGGGUGGUAAAUCCUUUAAGGCUAUGAAUACAUUAUUGUAUUAAAUUAUGAGUCAGAACUAUGGGGUUUCACAAAGCCAGCUGAUAUUGAACGCAUCCAUUAAACAAUUUGCAAUCGAUUUUUACAGAUUUAAAUAAAUACAGGUAAUGUUGCUAAUUAUGGUGAAUUAGCUGUACAUCCAUUUCAUGUAAACAGAUUCUUAACCGUGAACAUAUCAUAAUGAAAAUUGUUUGCUAGCUUUGAACGAUUGUAAUAAAGGUCAUAUUUAUUGGGUCUCAAAUGUCAAGCAAAUAGUAAAAUAUGUUUGCAUUUGGUUACGUAUUUGAAAAUCCAAACGUUGUGCAAGUUAAUGGUUUUAUUAGCGAGUUUAAAUGUGGACUUGUUGACAACUUUAAACAAAAAUUGUAUGGUAGCAUUAAUAAUUAGUCUGCAUUAGAUACAUAUAAAGUUUUCAAAACCUCUUUGAAAAAUGAAGAAUAUUUAGACUUACUUCCUAGACGACUGCGCCUAUUUUUUGUAAGAUUAAGAGUCUCGAGACACUCGUUGAGAAUCCAAAUUGGCCGAUAUGCUCAGAAUAACAUUCCACGAAUGAACGUUAUCGUCUAUGUUGUAAUUGCUGUAUUGAGAAGAUGGAUAUCAUGUUAUAUGUAUAUGAUGCUGUUACACUGAGUUAAGAAAAAUAUAUUAACCGUACAUUUUAUAUCAACCCAUCUAUACUCCACAAGCUACUAGAUUCAUGUGACAUAUCAAUAAUGUAAAGUGUGUAUAAAUUUAUCAAAGAAGCUUUUGUUGUAACAAAUGGGAUUCUUAAUAAUGUUGUUCAAUAAAUUCAGUACCGCCUUGAUAGAAUCUACGUGUUUUUACUAACUAUUGUAUUAAUUUCGUAUUGUAUUCUUUAAUGGCUAUUUUUGUUAUGUAAUGUUAUGGUGUUAUACCUAGUUACGUGACAGGGAAUAAGGUGUGUAUUUAAGCAUGAAGGCGAUGUACUUUUGUAUAAGUCUGAAUAUAAUGCCUGCCUGUCUGUCUAAAUUUCGUGUUUGGUGUGUCUUUUGAUUCUCUUUUAUAUAAAUCUUCGCAGGGAAAGGGUAUGCCAGUGACACACUGCCGGUUGGUCGGUUUGACGGUCAGUCGGUCCGCAUAAUAUGUUGUAAGUUUUAUGGGGCGAACUCCAACAGCAUUUCUCGCGCGAUUACAGUGAAACUAAAGAUAUGCCAUCACAGUGGAGAUAGCAUGUGCAAGACACUAUUUUAUCACCAGUGAUCCAAAUAUUACCGAAUUUUGCCAUAAGUAUGUUGAAUGUUUGUAUUGUAUUGCUGACAUUUGUAUACGAACAACUAAAUAAAUAUUGUUUAGUGA
Dreissena polymorpha is the source of this 4905-nucleotide messenger RNA. RefSeq names its product heat shock 70 kDa protein 12A-like. Gene Ontology annotation, molecular function: ATP-dependent protein folding chaperone; ATP binding. The coding region runs from base 186 to 1895 and encodes 569 amino acids. The transcript has 7 exons. NCBI's taxonomy places the organism in Eukaryota, Metazoa, Mollusca, Bivalvia, Myida, Dreissenidae. The record is from RefSeq and is a predicted model, not a curated record.